GCUGCUCCAGGCUUCCUCAGACUCCUAGACUAGUGUUGUUGUUCGUAGAUCUAGGGCUGCAUUCCAGUCAAAAUUAGCAUCUUCUCUUCCUCCCAUCACUGGAGUAAACCCUCCAGUGAUGUAUGUAUGGUGGAGUGAAUGAGGGAAGAGGUUGCAAGUAAAAGUGGAUUGGGAGGAUGGCUCAUAAUAAUGGCCAGAACUGCAUGAAUGGAAUGGCAUACAAAUGCAUGGAAACCAUGUGUUUGAUGUAUUUGAUACCAUUCUGCUCUAGCCAUUAUCACAAGCCUGUCCAACCCUAUUAAGGUGCCACCAACCUCAGGUUUGCAUCUUAAUUUAAAUAACUGAAUGUUAUUGUUUGUUCAUACAUCUGGUGUUUCCCAGACAAAAGUGUGUCUGACUCAAGUGAGUGAGCUUUACUUCCAGUUCUACUGCUGUGGAAAUGGAAGUAUCCUAGCUUCUUCGUUCCGAGUGUAGUUACUGUAAACAUCCUACACUCAGCUAUAGCCUGUAUGGAAGGCUGGGGAGAGGGUGUUUACUUUGACUGGCUUGGACAGCUUCAAUCUGUAUGGAUGGGAUUUAAUGGAUCACUCAUGAAGAGAUGGAAAUAUUUAUUUUUGUACAAACAGAGAAGGCGGCUGCAAUUAAUUCCCAUUGGUAGUUUUUAUGAGAAACCUAACAUGUAGAAGAUGCAAUCAAUGGAUGAUAUUUGGAUGCAUUAUCACCGAUCAAUAAUGACAAUACUGUUUGUUAUUGCAAAAAAAUAAACUUUGCAAAUGUGUAUUGAUUGAUUGACUGACUGAUUAUUUUAUUCCUUAAUGUUCAAAUGUGUAUUGAUUGACUGUUUGUUUAUUUUAUUCCUUGGAAUGUUUAUAAUGUAUAUCACAGUUUAUAGCAUACUAUUAGCCUAACAUUUUAUGGACCUGGUUGAAAAUGGUAGUGAUUGCUGAAGAAAAUGCACAUUCAUUCACAAAUUGAAAUGUUUUGCCAGUUCACACACCUGUAUUCAAAAUCCAUGUAGGCUACAUUAAUUUUAAGCUUAAUCAUUUCAUCACAUUAUUUAUAUAAAUUAGUGUUCUACUGUUAUGGGAACAACAAUUUAAUAACCGUUGAGCAUAUAUAUCUGGGCGUGAGUAACCAACCAUGAUAUGUCAGAGGAUUUUGUAAUAAGGCGAGUACUGUACAGGAUCCCAUUCAAAAGAGAAGAAUAGAGUGGAAACCUUUUACAAAUGUAUCAAGGGUAGACUAUGCCUUCUGGCCAUCCCAGCCACAGGGGGAGGACAUCCCAAACCAGCCUGCUUUUCUCUCCACAGGAAGACUUUAUCCGCCAUAUUUGUUGUCGCAGAUUCGCCAGAAACCUUCCUCCAAAACAAAUAAAAAUACGAUUUUCAAUUACUUAUUCAAUAAGUAAUGUAGAUAUGUACAUUUAUUUAUGUAACUCUUAGGGUAUUACGUUUUAUUUUACAAACAUGGAGACGUCAACCGCAUGUGGGACUUCCUCCAUCUUCAUGUGUAAACUGUGCAACCUGUUCUCUCCACACCGAGCACAGCUCCUCUCCCAUGUGUCUGAGAAGCACCACACAGAGGGGCUCAACCCUGAUGACAUCAUUGUGGCCCUCAUGCCAUUGACAGCUCCACUGGAGAAGGGUGGAGGUGAGCACCUCCUCAAAGCAACCAGGGAUACUAAGGGUGGAGGUGAGCACCUCUUCAAAGCAGCCAAGGAUACUAAGGGUGGAGGUGGAGAUAGCCCUGUCAAGAGAAAACGAGGACGUCCUAAGGGCUCAACCAAGAAGAUUGUAGCUGAUGGGCCCAUGACAGAGACUACUAGCUCCAACCAGAAGAAGCAGAAACAACAGACAGUAGAGGCCCAAUCAGAAGCUGGGCUAGUGGACGGGGAAGAACCAGAGGACGACAAUGCCCUGGACUGCAAGAAGUGCAACCGUGUGUUCGGCAACAGGCGACAGAUCAUGAAACACAUCUGCUUGAUAGACCUCAGAGAGGACGAGGAUCAGGAGGACAACGACAAAGAGUUUGAGGCUGAACCUCGCGCAGCAGAAGGCAAAGAGGAGGAUAGGGAGAGAAGCUCAAAGAGGCCACGGCCACUCCGCUCUGAGAAGGUUUCCCUUGUGAAGGAGCAGGAACCAGCAGGAGGCACCAAGAACCCCAUCAUCAGUGUGGUUCUGACCGCUCAUGAGGCACUUCCUGGUGCCACAAGGAUAGUGCCGAUCGAGGCCACCCCGGCAGAGCCGGUUGCUACAGCAGACACAGACCCUCAGGAGGCAGGACAGAAGAGAGGAUUUCAAGAAUAUUCCAUACAACAAGCUGCUUAUGAAGUGCCAUUAAAGUCCAACAGAAUAGGACAGACCCAGUUGAAGAUCUUCACCUGCGAAUACUGCAACAAGGUCUUCAAGUUCCGCCACUCCUUGCAGGCCCAUCUGCGAACCCACACCAACGAGAAACCCUUCAAGUGCCCACACUGCGACUACGCCAGUGCCAUCAAAGCCAACCUCAGCGUUCACAUGCGCAAGCACACGGGAGAGAAGUUCAGCUGUGAACACUGCUCCUUCCAGUGCCUCAGCAAGGGCCACCUCAAGGUGCACGUGGAGAGAGUUCACCACAAGAUCAAGCAGCACUGUCUCUUCUGCAAGAAGAAGUACUCUGAUGUCAAGAACCUGCUCAAACACAUGAGGGAGAGCCACGACCUAGAGGACAAGAAGGUGAAGGACUCGUACCAUGAGUACAGUCUACAGACCAGAGAAGGCAAGCGGCAGCUCCUCUACGACUGCCAGAUCUGCGACCGCAAGUUCAAGAACGAGCUGGACCGUGACCGCCACAUGAUGGUCCACGGUAGUGAGAGGCCGUUUGGCUGCGAGCUGUGUGACCACGGCUGCACCAAGUUCCAGGCUCUCCAGGCUCACGUCCGCAAGCAUCCCUUCCUCUACGUGUGUGCCGCCUGCCAGCAGAAGUUUGUCAGCUCCGUGCGGCUGAAGGCCCACCUGAAGGAGGCUCACCCAGAGUCAGAGGAGGCGGCUGGGUUCUCAGAGUCCAUCAACAGCAGCUUCUGUCUGCUGGAGCCGGGGGACGACAUCAAGAGAGAGAUGCUGAGACAGGAUGAGAUCAGGAUGGCUGAGGAGCUAUCUCUACUCAACGCCCAGCAGGAGGAGGAGGAGGCCCUCGCUGGUGACCCUUCAGAGGAGCAGGAGGAGGCCCUCGCUGGUGACCCUUCAGAGGAGCAGGAGGAGGCCCUCGCUGGUGACCCUUCAGAGGAACAGGAGGAGGCCCUCGCUGGUGGCCCUUCAGAGGAGCAGGAGGAGGCCCUCGCUGGUGACCCUUCAGAGGAACAGGAGGAGGCCCUCGCUGGUGACCCUUCAGAGGAACAGGAGGAGGCCCUCGCUGGUGGCCCUUCAGAGGAAGAGGAGGAGGCCCUCGCUGGUAACCCUUCAGAGGAACAGGAGGAGGGGGAGGGAGAAGAACAGGAGGAAGGACUGGGAGAGGGGGAGGAACAGGGAGAGGGGCUGGGGGAGGAACAGGGAGAGGGGCUGGGGGAGGGGGAGGAACAGGUGGUCCCUGAUCCGGGCCCUGAGGAGCAGACUGUAGAGACAUGCGUGUUGAACCAACCUGCACAAGAGACUGAGACUCUACAAGACAGAACUGAGCCAAUCAGUCCUGAACAAACCCAGACAGCAAGCAAAGGCACGACCCAGGAAGUAAUCCGUGAGGAGAGACCUGAUAAGACACUGGUGGAGGAAGACAAGCCUCAUGGGGAGAAUAACGUCAUUGUGGCUGAACAAGACACUUUGGUAGAAAAGCCUUCAGGCAAGGAGGAGUCAAUGGGCCACCAGCAGCAUCCAGAAGAAGACAAAGGCUCUUCAUCAACAUCACAAGGUCAUGUUGAGGAGACUCUCCGGUCUUUGGUUCUGAUUCAGGGGGAGGUCAUAGGUCAAACAAAUGCUUCAGCUGGCCCACAAGGAGAAGAUGGCACAACGGAGGAGAGGAGCGCUUUCCAACAGAUUCUAGAUAAGUUGCAGAAAAGGCAGCUGAACAUGGUUGUCUUUGACAGAAUCCGAAAAGUAUACGGGGACCUGGAAUGUGAAUACUGUGGAAAGCUCUUCUGGUACCAAGUCCACUACAACAUGCAUGUGCGUACUCACACAAAAGAGCAUCUACAUUACUGUACCCAGUGCAGCUAUUCUUCCAUCACCAAGAACUGUCUGAAGCGACAUCUGAUCCAGAGACACAGUAACAUCCUGCUUCAGUGUCCGAUGGAACACUGUCAGUACUGCACACCUGACAAGUACAAGCUGCAGGCCCACCUCAAAACACACUUUGACAACGAGAAGAGAAGCUUUGCUUGCCCUGUGUGUGAGGAAACGUUCACUGAAGAUAAACUGAAGCAUCAUAUCAAGAACUUUCAUCCAGAUACGCCGAUGAACACCAUCUCUGAGGCGCUUGGGGUGAGGGUGCAGAUGAAGGGCUUGAUCGGGAAGAGAGCGUCUAAGUGUCCUUACUGUGACAGCUACUUCAUGAGGAACGGAGCUGAUCUGCAGCAGCACAUCUGGGCUCACCAAGGAGUGAAGCCCUUCAAGUGUUCCCUGUGUGACUACGCCAGCCGCAGUAAGAGCAACCUGAAGGCCCACAUGAGCAGACACACCACGGAGAAGACACACCUGUGUGACAUGUGUGGCAAGAAGUUCAAGUCCAAGGUCACUCUGAAGAGCCACAAGCUGAUGCACACAGAGGACGGUAAGCAGUUCAAAUGUACAGAGUGUGAUUACAGCGCUGCACAGAAACCUCUACUGGUACGACACAUGGAGCAGCACGCCUCUUUCAAGCCCUACCGCUGCGGCCACUGUCACUACUCCUGUAACAUAGCAGGACCCCUGAAGAGACAUUACAGCAAGAAGCACCCCAACCAGGAGUACUGUAACGCAGGGCCUGGUCCAGCCACCUCUGAGGCUGUGGAGCAGCAAGGUGGAGUGAAGUGUCCUGUGUGUGACUAUGUGUACGGUACCAAGUGGGAGAUGAACAGACACCUGAAGAACAAGCAUGGCCUCAAAGUGAUUCAGAGUGACGUGCUUGGUCUCAACCAAUGGGAGGUGGUGGAGCAGUCGGUGGAGGAGCCCCUUACCCAGUACCUCCACAUCACUGAGACAGAGGACCCUCAGGGGACCGAAGCUGCCGUGUCAGCCCUCCAGGACCUCAGGUUCACAGAGAACGGGGUGGUGGCGACCACCACGGAAGGGCUGGAUCCCACAGCGGUUAACAUCCUGCAGCAGAUCAUUGAGCUGGGGGCAGAGUCUAAUGAUGCCACAGCAGCCUCCAUGGUGGCCAUGGUCCCUGGCAGAGUGACCGUGGUGGAGCAGGUGACUGAGGAGGAGGGGACCCACACUGUGAUGAUCCAGGACCCCUUCCAGCAGGCAGCCUCCAUGGGGCUGGGUGAGGAGCACCAUCUGGUGGUGUCGUCUGAUGAUGUGGAGGGCAUGGAGACGGUCACCGUGUACACUCAGGGAGAGGACGCCUCCCAGUUCAUUGUCUAUGUCCAAGAGGCUGUGGAGACCGAGGAGCAUACUGUGGAAUCUAUCUGAGCAGGCCAGAGCGUUGGUGCAGGCAUGGAGGAGCAGUCAACAGUUUCAUCCCAGGUCAUUCAGUAGGUGGAAGACAUUUUGAAAACAGGGAGAUAUUACCUGAACUUGUCCAAUUAGAACACAGAUUUGUAUUGUUCCGUUGCUAGACAUUUUUCUAGUGUGCCCUAUUGAACUCCACCCUGGCUUGCUCUAUGAAACCCACAACCAAUCUCCAAUGGCUUUGAUUGGAAUAACAUAGUGGCUUGAAAUGUAUCAUUUCAUCGCUUAUGCCUUUUCUCUGUGAUUAGCAUUUCCUUAUGUUAAUUCAACUUAAUAUAUCAAAGGCUUUUCUUAGAAAACAAGAUUUUGGAAUGUACUUUUUAUACAAGUGUAUAAGUCAUUUAGUAAGGGAAUAAAAUGUGGAUAAUUCAAAUAUUCAUGUCGGGAUUCAAUCUGUAACGCUGUCGACAAUGAGCCUUUGAAAGGCUAUGUUACCGCGUUCACAGAGAUCACAUUCAAGGUAAACGCUGCAGAGGUCGCCUUAAUCGGAAAUGACCUUUUAAAAUGUCAAGCGCCUUUUCAGAUUGCAUCUCAGCCUUACUUAGCUUACAACAUGGUUGCAGUUUUGGCAUGAUGUGCCUUUAAUGUUUACAACGGAUCAUUUACAGGACUGGAUUCUUUAUAGGACUAGAUUGUUGAUCAUGUUUAUCUGUACACCCCCCAUCCUGUUGACUAAUAGUUCUACACCUAUUGGAAUGUUAGUCAAUGAACAAUUAAACGCAUCAUGACAAACUCAA
This is a messenger RNA of Salmo salar (Atlantic salmon), 6358 nucleotides long. It is a transcript of the gene zfat, whose product is annotated as zinc finger and AT hook domain containing. The record is from RefSeq and is a predicted model, not a curated record. Gene Ontology annotation, biological process: positive regulation of transcription by RNA polymerase II. Gene Ontology annotation, cellular component: nucleus. Gene Ontology annotation, molecular function: sequence-specific DNA binding; DNA-binding transcription factor activity, RNA polymerase II-specific. NCBI's taxonomy places the organism in Eukaryota, Metazoa, Chordata, Actinopteri, Salmoniformes, Salmonidae.